UGGGGUCCUUCGGGCCAUUGCCGGACAGCCCAGCUCGGGGUCCUGGUGCGGUCGCGUAGCAGCGGCAGGGACGCGGCCAAGCCGCUACCGGAGUGCGGUCGCCUGUUAGUGGACAGUGAUAAGACUCCAAGGCUGGCUCUUGUCUACGGCCAAGAGCUAAUGGCAGGGGACAAAGGCAAGCAUUGCGAGCUGGACCAGGAGAAAUAUGAUGCUCACGACAACGUGAAGAUCAUCUGCCUGGGGGACAGUGCGGUGGGCAAGUCCAAACUCGUGGAGAGGUUUCUCAUGGAUGGAUUUCAGCCACAGCAGCUGUCCACGUAUGCUCUGACCCUGUAUAAGCACACGGCCACAGUAGAUGGCAAGACCAUCCUUGUGGACUUCUGGGAUACAGCAGGCCAGGAGCGGUUCCAGAGCAUGCAUGCCUCCUACUACCACAAGGCUCACGCCUGCAUCAUGGUAUUUGAUGUCCAGAGGAAAAUCACCUAUAAGAACUUGGGUACCUGGUAUGCAGAACUUCGGGAGUUCAGGCCGGAGAUUCCAUGCAUCCUGGUGGCCAAUAAAAUUGAUGCAGACAUACAGAUGACUCAAAAGAACUUCAGUUUUGCCAAGAAGUUCUCCCUGCCCCUGUACUUUGUCUCGGCUGCUGAUGGCACCAAUGUUGUGAAGCUCUUCAAUGAUGCAAUUCGAUUAGCUGUGGCUUACAAGGAAAGUUCCCAGGACUUCAUGGAUGAGGUUUUACAGGAGCUUGAGGGCUUCAGAACUAUACCUGGACAAAUGCAGGGUCAGGCCUCACCUGUGACCUUGUUCACAGAACUUCAAGUUGGAGCAGAAAGAGGAGGAUGAACCAGACCAAGAGCAGAGUAGUGUGAUCAAGAGCCCGUCUCCUUAAUCAAGAGGACACCCACAUGUUGCUGAGUUGGGGUAUUGGAGCCAUUUGGAAUACCCAACAUCUCUGGAGAACCUCUCCAGGCUACUCCUGCUCAACUUCCUACAAACCCAGGGUUCUGUGGUCCAUGAUGAGGUCAACACAAACACACUAGACCGGCGUGAUAUCCCAGUUCCUGCAGCAGAAUGAGGGAUUCAUGUCUUUCACGUCUCCCUACCCCACCAGCAGCCUGGCAGUGUAGACUCUGAACAUUCUCAUGUGUCUUAAUAGACAUUUAAUGUUUGUUGUCUUUCAUCCCAGACUGACCUCAGGGACUCUCCUUGCAUUCCUGCUGACAGAACCACUGCUAACUCCUAACUCCGCUGUGUCCUGCAGAACCUGUGACACCUCUGUCCCCUUUCCCUCUUAACCUCCCAGCCAACUUUUUCAACAAUAUUUUGGACAGACAACUGUUAAUUCCAGAUUUCUUAGUGCUAGCUGUUUCAGGAGCCCUUCUAAGGUGGGUGGAGGGCACAGGAGAGGGGCUCUAUUGCAGUCACGUGACACCACAGCAAGUCUAGCCAUAUCUGGUCAUCUACACACAUUACUGUUCCCACCACGUGAACAACAGCCUCCAUCUCAGGGUAGAAAGCAUUCCUCCACUUCUCCAGAACUAGUUAAACACUGCAUCUUCUAUGGUGGCAGGAAAUGGCAGAGGGAGAGCUGCGCUGCUUCCUGCAGCUUGCUAGUCUACUUUGAUUGUCGUGAGCAUCAUUUGCAUUGUCUUUAUAUUUUGUUUAUAUUGGUUCCUUUUUUACAAUAAAGAUUAAAUUUCAUAAGCA
This is a messenger RNA of Mesocricetus auratus (golden hamster), 1707 nucleotides long. It is a transcript of the gene Rabl2b, whose product is annotated as RAB, member of RAS oncogene family like 2B. The coding region runs from base 160 to 843 and encodes 227 amino acids. Gene Ontology annotation, cellular component: endosome; Golgi apparatus. NCBI's taxonomy places the organism in Eukaryota, Metazoa, Chordata, Mammalia, Rodentia, Cricetidae. Gene Ontology annotation, molecular function: GTP binding; GTPase activity. The record is from RefSeq and is a predicted model, not a curated record. The transcript is spliced from 9 exons.